Molecule: messenger RNA, 1113 nt
Organism: Heterobasidion irregulare TC 32-1
Lineage: Eukaryota; Fungi; Basidiomycota; Agaricomycetes; Russulales; Bondarzewiaceae
Exons: 6
Coding region: 1-1113 (370 amino acids)
Source: RefSeq, a predicted model, not a curated record
AUGGCGGAGAACAACUACGAGCAAUGGCAAGGGCGAACAAAGGUUGGAAAAGAGUUGCGCGCGUCAAAGAUUGCCCUCAUUGUCAUCAGCAUGCUCUUGUUUGGCCACAAUCGGUCAACAAACCUCUUUCAGGUCAUCUUCGGCAUGUUUCUAUCGAGCGCAGGUACGGGUCGGAGAGUUCUCGAUGUCUGCAAUCAGAUGGGCCUCUCUAUGAUGCAAUGGUGUCUUCAAUCCCUUACACACAGUGCUCAAGCAAAUGCUGUCAAUUUUGUACACAAUUCAGACCGAAUUUUUGCCAUUGUAUAUAACAACAUAAACUUCACCCUACGCAAGGCAGGGCAGUGGAUUGACAAUACGACCAAGCAACUGAACGCAACAACGUCGGCAAUUUUGUUGCAACAUGCCCCGGGUCUUCGAAAGUCGUCAGGAAGGCGGAAACACUUAAUGAAGAAAACUCAUGAAAAUGAACCUCAGCUUCGAAUGCUUGGAGCAGAGAAGACAGUACUCUUUCCGCUGCCAGCCCUUGAUGAGGAGGAGGCCUCCGUGGGUGGAACCAUUCGGGUCGUCAUAAAACUCUUCACCGAUCUUCUCCGAAUGGCUAUCGAGGUCAUCAAAACAAAGCUACGGUUGCUGGUAAAAGACUGGUUGACUAUCCAGAACUUGCGGCUGAUGAGAGACGAGUGCUCGAAUGAGUUUAAUGUCUUCGAGAAGAUGGAUUGGGUCCAGGAGGCUUCCAUGCCUUUCCACUUUCAACUAAAUGCCAUGUACAUGCUUUUCUGUACUCACCUAGGCUACCCCAGGGAUAACGGCAGUAGCUCAUUAGGGCACCACCAAACGCUCCUCUGCCGUUCAAAGCUCGACCCCAAAAAACCUGAAUAUAACUUGGCAAGAGAGCUUGUAUUGGUGAGGGAGUUUGCAUCCACAGCAGCCGGACACAAUGCACUUGAAAAGGGUGAUGAAGUCCUCGCACACAGCAUAUUUAUCAUCCAAGACUCCCUCAUGUUCAUGGAAUUUGGUGAUGCAAUCAAUCAAGCCGAUUUUCUCUAUGAGUACAGUGCCGAGCUAUGCGAGAUUGUGGAACAUACUUGGCUGGUCAAUCGAUGGGAUGUAUGA